AGAUGGAAGGUGGUAGAUAUUCGGUUGAUUUGGGUAACCUCGAGCGCAAUCGAAGGAACGAGAUUGGGAGGAAGAAAUCCCGCAAAGGUAAAGAACUUGCCGGCUCUUCCUCUCAAAGCCGAGAUGAUUUUGAAACGGGUUACCAAAGGAGAGAUGGAGAUGCGAUGUCCGAAGAACAACUACAACAAGAAUUAGCCCGACAUAAUAACCGCUUUCUACAACAACAACAAAUCCCGACGACCAUUGACGAAGAGGAGCUUGAGGAUGAAGAUGCGGAGGAAAUGGAACCGGAGACGGUCGAGGAGGAGGGUGCUGGCAGCCACGACGCCGACGAGUCUGCCUCAUCCCAAACCGCCACCGGUAAUAAAAAAGUAAAUCUGAACUAAUGAAAAAUAAUUUUGAUAAGUGGAAGGACACACAAACCGGCUAUUGGCACGCUACUUGCAAGUGGUGCAACAACAAUUAUAGCUUGGGGACCUCCGGCGGAUACGGAUCUGCCGCAAGGCAUCUUAAGGCAAAGCACCCCGUGGAGUAUGCAAAAUUAGGCGGCGGAACGGGGAAACAAACUCAAAUAUCGAGGUUUGCGAAUUCUCAACCUUUUGGUAAUUUCUCAUACAAUGAUGCACAAAAUUUGACCGGUAUGACUAACUUAAUUUGUGAAGAAAAUUUGCCUUAUAUGUUUUCUGAAAGUCUUGCUUUAAGAGAUUAUGCACAAGGUAGUUUAAAUCCUCAAUUUAGAAGUUAUAGUCGCAAAUCUGUUAAGAAAGAAAUUAUAAGGCUUUAUAAAGCGGAAAAGGCAAGGUUACAAAAUUUUUUUGCAAACUUUGAUGGGCGUGCUACUAUUUGUUCUGACAUAUGGGAGGAUGAUUUUCAUCAUUUAUAUUAUUUGGGUCUGACUGCACAUUAUAUUGAUGAGGAUUGGAAUAUGCAUAAACGUGUUCUUGCUUUUCGUGAAUUUAAUGAUCGUCACACCGCUGAACAUAUUUAUAUUUUAAUUGAGCGUAUUUUAAUUGAGUAUAAUUCUAUUGAUAAAGUGUUUGCUAUUGGUUUCGAUAAUGCUACUAAUAAUACUGCUGCUAUACCUAGAUUGCAUGAAUUGUGUGAUGUCAAUACUUUGAUGGGUAGAUUUUUUCAUCAACGCUGUGCAUGCCAUGUUAUAACUAAAACAAUCUAAACUAAAACAACUCACAUUACUGAACAAAGCGCAUUGAAUGAGAUUACUUUGUAUUUAACAUAUGAAGUUGUUUUGAUAAAAAUGAUGACUUUGACGUUCUAAACUGGUGGAAGUCAAAAGAAAGAAUGUUCCCGAUUUUAGCACGGAUGGUUAAUUAAGCAAGUACUAUCAAUGCCGGUUUCAACAGUUGCUGUGGAACAAGAAUUUAGUUCGGCCGGCAACGUCCUAACGGCAUCUAGAUCGAGAUUGAGCGCGGAGUCUCUUGAGACGCUUAUAUGCUACCACGAUUGGUUGAAGGCCGCAUGUAGAACUCAACAAAUGAGCAUCACCCCAUCACAAGAAUUUAUGGAUGACUCAACAACUGAUGGUGGCUCUACCUAUGCCGGAGAUUUCGAUUGAUUAGUAUUUUAGAAAUUAUUAUAAAAUGUAUUUUGUAGCACUUCUAAAAUCAAUUUGUCUUUGUACUUCAAAUUUCAAAAUUGUAAACUUGUACUUCAUGUCUUCAUAUUUCAAAGUUGUAAAUUUGUACUUGUACUUCAAAUUAAUUUGUAAACUUGUACUUCAUAUUUCAAAUAAAU
Molecule: messenger RNA, 1752 nt
Organism: Cuscuta epithymum
Lineage: Eukaryota; Viridiplantae; Streptophyta; Magnoliopsida; Solanales; Convolvulaceae
Source: the annotation of a GenBank genome assembly